Molecule: messenger RNA, 496 nt
Organism: Octopus sinensis (East Asian common octopus)
Lineage: Eukaryota; Metazoa; Mollusca; Cephalopoda; Octopoda; Octopodidae
Exons: 4
Coding region: 71-475 (134 amino acids)
Source: RefSeq, a predicted model, not a curated record
ACGCAGCGAUUAUUUUCUAUAUCAAUCCAUAGGCUGGAUCAAAUCCUUCGUAUUUCGUUUGAUUUUUAAAAUGUCCAACGAAUAUAAAAUCCCUGCUGAGAACAUAUCAAGAACCAUGGAGCAUGAGUUUUCAACCGUAACGGGAAAUUUCAGAGUUGAACACUGUGGCUCAAACAGAAAUAAAAUAUUUGCUAUUUACUGUACAGUAUUUAGCGAAAUGACUGAAAGUCAACUGCGGCGCAAUAUCUCUAAACUUUUGAACAAAUCCCAGGCAUUGCUUAACUUAGGAGUUCCGCAAAGCCACAUGAAAUUCAUUGAUGAAAUGGUUUGUGAUGAAAGCACAACAUCAACUAACAAUCGAGCUUUUUCUUGGCCAAUGACAAAAAUAGGAACUACUGCAGAGAUCCCAUGUCAUGCAUAUGUAGCCACCAGGAAUUGGUUCGUUUGUAUUGAUUUAUUUCUACUCAAAGUUUGAAGUUUUCAGCGUCAUCCUAUU